Selaginella moellendorffii is the source of this 639-nucleotide messenger RNA. RefSeq names its product probable eukaryotic translation initiation factor 5-2. Gene Ontology annotation, molecular function: translation initiation factor activity; GDP-dissociation inhibitor activity; eukaryotic initiation factor eIF2 binding. Gene Ontology annotation, biological process: formation of cytoplasmic translation initiation complex; translational initiation; formation of translation preinitiation complex. The record is from RefSeq and is a predicted model, not a curated record. NCBI's taxonomy places the organism in Eukaryota, Viridiplantae, Streptophyta, Lycopodiopsida, Selaginellales, Selaginellaceae. The transcript has 2 exons. Bases 1 to 639 code for a protein of 212 amino acids. Gene Ontology annotation, cellular component: cytosol.
AUGGAGCUUCAAAACAUUGGCUCCAACAACAACAAUGAUGCCUUCUACAGGUACAAAAUGCCGAAGCUGGUGACCAAGAUUCAUGGGCGUGGCAAUGGUAUUAAGACAAACAUUGUGAAUAUUGUCGAGGUGGCUAAGGCACUUGCACGUUCCCCAGCACAUGUAACAAAGUUUUUUGGUUGUGAGCUUGGGGCGCAAUCCAGUUUCGACAACAAAACUCAUACUUCUAUUGUCAAUGGCGCUCACGAAACUCAAAAACUGUGUGAUCUCUUGGAUAGGUUCAUUGAGAAAUAUGUUCAGUGUUACAAGUGUGGGAAUCCGGAGACUGAUAUUGUGCUAGACAAAAUGAUAAGUCUGAAGUGUGCAGCGUGUGGCCACCUUUCUCAUAUGGAUCCCCUCGACAGCAACAAGGCGAUGAUGAAGUUUUACAGUCAGAACAACAGCAUUGGAUGCAGCAAGAAAGAUAAAAGGGUUGCCAAAGUGAUUCUGAAGAGCCAAAGCAUCAAGACUAGAAACCUUCAAGAGGAGGACAAAGAUGAUGAUGAUAUUAAAUGGCAUGCUGAUGCAUCUGUAGAAGCUGCUCACCAGCGUAUGAAAGAGCAACUUACUAAAGCUGCUACUUCUAUGAUUCUUCCUUGA